CCCGCCAGGGUCGAAUUACGUAAUGACGUUUAUAGCCUCAAUGCCCCACGGAAAUUGGAACUCCGGGAAACCGUACCGUACCCUGAACUGAAAAUGCCUCCAACGACCAGAAGUUUCUCGUUCCCCAGAGUGAUCAUCGAGAAAGACACAGACUCCGAGCAGAGUUCGUCGGAAGACGAUGACCAGGAGGAGGACGGCGGAGAAGAACCUCUUCUCGACGAGGACGAAGACCCGAAAGCUCAAUGUAAUGACUCCGAAAAUGAAGGCCAAAAGAUCGAAGAGGACUCAAAGAAGAAGGGGAAAGCACCCAUUACUAUCAGCCUUAAGAAAGUGUGCAAAGUCUGUAAAAGGACGGGUCAUGAAGCGGGGUUCAAGGGGGCUACCUACAUUGAUUGCCCUAUGAAACCAUGUUUUCUCUGCAAGAUGCCUGGACAUACAACAAUGACAUGCCCCCAUCGGGUGGCGACUGAGUUUGGUGUUAUUCCAGCAUCCCAUAAGAAUACUCGUAACGCCCUUUUAUAUGUUUUUGAGCGCCAGUUCAAGCCACAUAUUCCUCCUAUCAAACCAGCGUAUGUGAUCCCAGAUCAAGUGAACUGUGCAGUUAUAAGGUACCACAGUAGGCGUGUAACAUGCCUGGAGUUCCAUCCUACUAACAACCAGCUCCUUUUAUCCGGAGAUAAGAAAGGACAAGUUGGAGUUUGGGAUUAUGGUAAAGUGCAUGAGAAGGUAGUCUAUGGAAAUAUACACUCUUGUAUUGUUAAUAACAUGAGGUUCAGUCCUACAAAUGAUGGUAUGAUAUAUGCUGCAUCUUCUGAUGGAACCAUUAGUUGCACCGAUAUGGAGACUGGAAUUUCUUCUUCAUUAAUGAACCUUAACCCUGAUGGUUGGCAGGGCCCUAGUAGUUGGAGGAUGCUAUAUGGUAUGGAUAUCAACCAAGAGAAGCACACUGCAUUUGUAGCUGACAAUUUUGGUUUCCUAUACUUGGUGGAUACAAGGUCCAAUAACAGAUCAGGGAAGGCUGUUUUGAUCCAUAAGAAAGGUAGCAAAGUUGUCGGAUUGCACUGUAAUCCUCUGCAACCUGAUCUUCUUCUGAGUUGUGGAAAUGAUCAUUUUGCUCGAAUAUGGGACAUUCGCCAAUUAGAGGCUGGUUCUUCCCUGCAUGAUCUAGCACACAGACGCGUUGUAAAUGCUGCUUAUUUUUCUCCCAUUUCCGGUUGCAAAAUUCUUACAACAUCUCAGGACAACCGCAUUCGUGUGUGGGACUCUAUAUUUGGCAACUUGGAUUCGCCAAGCCGAGAAAUUGUGCACAGUCAUGACUUUAAUCGACAUUUGACUCCUUUCCGAGCAGAAUGGGAUCCAAAGGACCCGUCUGAAUCUCUUGCAGUUAUUGGUCGCUACAUAAGCGAAAACUUUAAUGGAGUUGCCUUACAUCCUAUUGAUUUUAUAGAUGUCAGCACCGGGCAACUAGUUGCUGAGGUAAUGGAUCCAAACAUAACUACAAUUAGUCCCGUGAACAAGCUGCAUCCACGAGAUGAUGUUUUGGCAUCUGGGAGUUCAAGGUCGCUCUUCAUCUGGAGGCCAAAGGAUGACCAUGAACAAGCAGAGCAGAAGGACGAAAGGAAAAUUAUUAUUUGCACCGGAACAGAGAAGAAGCGCAAGCAUAAGUCUAAAAACGAUGGAAGUGACGAUGAUUCCGACAUGGAUAAGUUCACCCCAAAAGGUAAAAACGUUAAGUCAAGGAAACCCGCAACUGAAAUGAGAAACUCUUCUCACAAAAAGAAACGUUAAACUGUAAACUAACCCCCUUCCAUUUUGAGUUCUACAGCCUAGGUUCGUAGAAAUUUGUAGGUUUAGUUUGAAUCUCCUUAGCCCCUUGUAAGAUGAACCCAAAGUUAACCAACCCUCUCUCAUAGUGGUCUUAGUUUUUGAUGUUGCAUCUGUAUAUUGCUGGAAAUUAACUCUCUGAUGUAUGUACUCACUUUUUUGCUGCUUACUAGGGAUGAAUGAGAUUGAGAAUGAUAUUUAGGUGCUUAUCGGUCGGUAAAUGUCUCCUACCUAUCACCGUUAAAUAAUUGACAGUUAAGAAAGAUGAAUGCACGAGGAAAGAUAGAAAGUAGAUUUUUUCUUUAAAAAAAAAUAGCUAUCAAUUUUUUAAUAGUAUUAGGUAGGAAUAAUACCUACUUACUGGUAAGAACCUAAAUAUUCAAUGAUACCAACAA
Molecule: messenger RNA, 2219 nt
Organism: Momordica charantia (bitter melon)
Lineage: Eukaryota; Viridiplantae; Streptophyta; Magnoliopsida; Cucurbitales; Cucurbitaceae
Gene: DDB2
Product: damaged DNA binding 2
Biological process (GO): DNA repair; response to UV
Cellular component (GO): Cul4-RING E3 ubiquitin ligase complex; nucleus
Molecular function (GO): protein binding; damaged DNA binding
Source: RefSeq, a predicted model, not a curated record